Molecule: messenger RNA, 1584 nt
Organism: Aspergillus versicolor CBS 583.65
Lineage: Eukaryota; Fungi; Ascomycota; Eurotiomycetes; Eurotiales; Aspergillaceae
Product: Zn(II)2Cys6 transcription factor domain-containing protein
Exons: 3
Coding region: 166-1428 (420 amino acids)
Biological process (GO): regulation of DNA-templated transcription
Molecular function (GO): DNA-binding transcription factor activity, RNA polymerase II-specific; zinc ion binding
Source: RefSeq, a predicted model, not a curated record
AGCCUUGCCCUAGUUGGGGGUCCAGUUUGCGUCUCUCGGGAGCGUGUGGGGAGCUACUCAUGGUCAUCUGUUGACAACACAUGCCUUAAAUGCAGGGGAACCGGGUACAGUCAGACUCAGUCGGUGACUAUAGCAUCUUAUCUCGGUUGGUUGUCCAUCGCCCUCAUGUUUCGCACUCCACCAGCUGGCGGCCCUGUACAUCCUCCCCAGAAGGGUCGGGUUCUAGAUUCGGACCUCCCCUCACAAGACAUCCGACAGCAAACCAGGACGCCCAACUCCCGUGCUCGGCAGAUGCAGUCAGGGGUCGAGCGAUCGGACUCGAGCGAGCAGCUAGUGAGGCGGCGCAGGCCUCGGUGCUCAAGAGCCUGUGAGCCAUGCCGCAUCCGAAAAGUGCGCUGCAUAGCUGGAGUCAAUGGCUCCCUCCCCUGCGAGAGGUGCAGAACCAUGGACGUGAAGUGCGUAAUUCGGCAGAGAUUUGUACAGAGCGCAUAUCGGGUGAACAAUUCAUCGCGCAGGCCUUCCAGGUCCCUCGACGAGCACGCCGAUCCCUUUUUAAUGACAGCGUCGGAUAUUUUCCCCUCUAUGGAGAGCCGGCAAACUCUAGUUAGUCCUCCAGACGACCUUGUAUUCAAAUCUAGUCCAUCGCAUCAAGAUCCCAGGGAUGAGCUCCAUCCGCAGGACUUGGGCUCGGGCUUGGGCCCAACCUGCGAGGAAAGCAUUCGCACACCGGAAUCGGCCCCAGAGAUCGCAUCCCACCCUCACCUCCACCCUCACUCUUCCACCCAACCGCGCCCAUCAGACACCAGCGCCCAGACAAGCAGAGCAACCCGGGAUAUUCUCGCCCGGCUUGACUCUGAGAUACUUGCCCUGUCGAGUGCCACGUUGCGCCAGUCCCUUAUUCGACACCUGAUGAGCCAGGUUCGAAUCCUGAUCAAUACCAUACGUCAGAUCGAGCGUCUGGGCCCUGUAGGCGCCAUAACCGACCCGUCCCGGAGAUAUUGGGGGCCUACCAGCCAAAGACAUGGAAUAUGGGCGGAUGCCGUGGAGAAUGACAGCGACAGGAGGUGCAGAAACCCCGACAAUUCCCAUCCGUGGCCACCAUCCAUCGGAUCGCACAAAACCGAAGGCUUCUUGUCUCAGAGCGAUCCAGGGUAUGGAUUAGGCGCGGUGGGGCCAGACGGUAGUCGAGAUGGCCCUGACCUCGGGACGACUUCGGUAGAGCCGGCGAGACCUGAGAGCACCUCGUCCGCAGGGGACGACGCGGCACGUCUCGAGAGUGGGAUACGAGACCUGUUGGACGAGUUUUUAGACCCGAUCCCACUGCCAGUCUCGGGGCCUGUCUCCUCUCAGCCCAAGUUGGGGCGAGGCGGCUACGGUGCAUCUGCGCCUAACGUCGAGUUGGACGUCGAGUUGGACUUUUGGAGUUGAGAAGCCGCGACGGAAUUCUACCAAGAGAAUAGAUAAAAAAAAAGAAAUUAAGGCGACAUAUUUUCUACUGGUACUGAAUGGUUGGGUCGCUGUAGGGUCGGUGCACUCUGCGCACCUGAACGAUGUCCAGAAUGAGAUAUUGACCAUGAUCACAAA